UUAGUCGCUAAGGCAAGAAGAAAAACGAAAAACAAGCACCAUGGCACUUGACAGUUCAACCUUCGAAACCAUCUUUCCCUCUCGUUUCAUCUCCUUCACUAUCCCCCACCCAACUCUUCCCACCCAACUCCUUCGAAUUGCCGUUCUCGAUUCACCUAUUGAACCAACUGAGUCACCCCGAGUCGCCGCUCUUUUUGUCCCUCAAGGUCGCGAAUCUGAUUGGAUUUUUUCCACCGAGUCCGGUCAUCUCCAGCUUCUCCUUUCCUCUCCUGGAUUCUCACGCCUCAUAUUGAUUGGCAAAAACACUGCCAAUGCUCCUAAUUCUCUCUUUAUUUACCACAAGAAAGAUAGUGAUACGCAGUUUGCCGAAACCCUUGCAAAUAGCUCAAAAUCACUCCUUAUUGCUUUAUCUCCUAAAGUUUCUGUUCAAAAUAGGAAUUUUGACAUACCUGUCUUAGAUUAUGAAGAUAAUUUGAUUUCUAGUGGGGUUUUAGAAAAAUGUGUUGGGGUUUCGGUUGGUGAAAUGCUUGUCGAAGAUGUUGAGAUUGACAGUGGCAGUGAAUUAGAUGAUAAUAAUAGAAAACGAGAGUUUAGGAGGAGACUGAGGUUUAAAAGGAUGCCAAACUUGAUUCAAACAGAGAUCCCAAUCGUGCCUAAGACAGGUUUUGCUUUGGAUUGUAUAAAAAUUGGUGGCGAAGUGGAAUUUAGGCCUGAUAUUGGAGUUUUGGUGCAUCCAUAUUUGAUACCAAUGGUAGCUGGUCUAUCCUUGGUUAGUUCUCCUAUUGAGGAUAGGAUUCUAAAUGGGUUUAAGCCUAAGGCUUUGUGUUUAGGAGUUGGGGGUGGUGCUUUGCUCAGUUGUUUGAGAACCCAAUUGGGUUUUGAAGUUUUUGGUGUGGAAAUGGAUGAGGAGGUUUUGAGGGUGGCAGGGCAAUAUUUUGGAUUGGAAGAUUGGGAAACUCAAGUUUUUGUUGGAGAUGCAAUAGAGUUUUUAGAGAAACUUGCUAGUCCUGGUACUUCUUCAAAUUUGGUUUCUGAUAAGGUUAGGGAAGAUUAUAAACGUGCAACUGGUUUUGGUGCUAAGUUUGAUGUAAUUAUGGUUGAUUUGGAUUGCUGUGAUGUUCGGAGCGGUAUAAGUUCUCCCCCAUUGGAGUUUAUUCAGAGGCAUAUUCUUUCAGCUGCGAGAUCUAUUCUUUCUGACUAUGGAAUUCUUAUUAUAAAUGUGAUUCCUCCAAGUAGAUCAUUCUACGAUACGGCAUUAGGAAUUGACAUACCGUAUAAGCAACUGUAAGGAGCAUGAGAUUCCAUCCCAACUUCCAUUGGCUCCAUUUCCUUUCCAUGCAAAGGGAUAAAAUGACACACUGAAAUGAUGCCAUCAUGGACAUUAGAGCUGCGCUGGAGUAAUAACACGGGUAUCUCUUACUCAUCCUAGUCUGCCAUUGAAAACAAUACAAAUUGGUUUCCUUUACAGAUUGGAAAAAAAAAAAAAAAUACAGAGUGAUAUGGAUAUGUUAGGGAUUAGUGAUAUUGGAGCUUGAACUGCAAAUUUAGCAUAUUUCUCCAUUGGAGUUUAUCAUCUGAAGUGAUAGAAGUAAUCUAAUUCCAAUUUUAGUUUUUGAUGACUUAAAAAGGCAAACCUGAACUAUCAACCACAACGCAUAAGAGAUGCAACUGCCCAAUGCCAAAGAGGAGCCCAGAAUAUGAUUGCCAGAAGAAGUAUGACUAUUUUGAUGCUCAAUGUGCUUUGAAAGGUGAACAUUUGUUGACCAAAGGUUGAUUCUUGGACCUUUAUAAAAAGAGAGCACCAUUGCCCCUCCUGUUCCUACUAAUGUUCCUAUCAACUUGGCCUGCCCUAUUCUAGUUUUUAGCUCCAAAUUUUCCAAUCUGAAGGAAAAUUGGUGACAACAAUAUGACCAAGGUUUAGAGAUUAAUUAAGCAAUUAAUCAACAAAAUGUUUGAUUUUGAGUUUUAAUUGAAAUAAGAAUAUAUAUAUAUAUUACCUAAAAGUGAGAGCCAAUAUCAAUGUUGUAGCAGGAAGGAGAUUGGACAUGGCAGCAACAAAUGUUGCUGAUGUUAAGGCAAUGCUUUCCACAUACAUAUUCUGGCUUGCUAGUCCUCUAUAGUACAAGUGUUAGUGCUACAAGUAUAGGUGAAAGUUGAAACAAAAGAAAAGACAUUUUCAUGCUUUGUGAGGUUUAUUUUUUAGCAUCUUAUUCAAUAUCCUUAUUAUAUAGAAUUUUUAAUUUUUUGGUUUA
Molecule: messenger RNA, 2252 nt
Organism: Jatropha curcas
Lineage: Eukaryota; Viridiplantae; Streptophyta; Magnoliopsida; Malpighiales; Euphorbiaceae
Source: RefSeq, a predicted model, not a curated record